Messenger RNA from Sesamum indicum (sesame), 1648 nucleotides. Its product is annotated as Mitochondrial substrate carrier family protein. The record is from RefSeq and is a predicted model, not a curated record. NCBI's taxonomy places the organism in Eukaryota, Viridiplantae, Streptophyta, Magnoliopsida, Lamiales, Pedaliaceae. Gene Ontology annotation, molecular function: transmembrane transporter activity. Gene Ontology annotation, biological process: transport.
GAAGUAUCAGAAGAUCAAGAACAAACGACGGCGCUGCGGUGGCGGCCGGAGAAGUAUAACCGCCGGUGAGGGCGUGACUGUUGGUAUCUGCUGGUUAUUUUGGUCGGAAAAAUCAAUUAGGGUUUCCUCACAUUGGCUUAGCCGCCAAAGGCACAACUACACUAAGAACAGAGCAUGUCAUUCUGCGAGCGCGCCAAACAGAGGGAUUGCCUUUGAAGAAUGUGGAAUUUCUUGAGAGAUUGUAUUUAGUUUGCAACUUAAAGUGUAGGAGGCAUUUCAUUUGUUAAGAUGGAUGAACUGUUGAAGAAUAAGACAUUCGCGGUCCAUGCAGCUGCUGCCUCAUGGUCCGUGGCGCUAGGCACUGCCAUAACCUACCCACUUGAUACUCUCAAAGUCUUGAUACAGGUUGGUUCCAGCACUAAAAAACAGUUAGCUGUGGCUGAUGUUCUUUACAGAGUUCAAGCUUUGUCAGGAUAUUCCGGUCUGUACAAUGGUGUUGGAUGGUUGACUUUGGGAAGGACAUUAGGUCUGGGAGUUCGCUUUGGUGUUUAUGAGUUAUUGACAGCAUUCUACAAAGAUGGUCGGGCAGAUGGUAAUGUGCAUGUCUCUGAGGCUCUAAUGGCAGGAUUUGCUGCUGGCAUGAUGGAGUGUCUUGUAAGCUCUCCAUUUGAACUUAUUAAACUUCGCACCCAGGUGGCUUCUGCUUCUCGUGUAUUGAACUCUCAAUCUAUUGCUGAAAAGAGUAGGGCUUCCUCUUUAGUUUCAAGAUUACUGCCUAGGUAUUCCCUUGACAUGACUGCAAUGACAAACUCUCUUGGUCUCUUGUCUACCUUGACCACUAAACAAGCAAAUAUGCUGGAUGCUUUGAAAGAAUAUCCAUGGAUGAUGACAGGAUCUGGUAAACCUCCAGCUGUGAGUAAUGUUAGAAUGCCAUCGGACAUUAUAUCUUUGGAAGGAUGGGGUGCUCUGUGGAGAGGUCUUAGAUCGGGUUUAGUCCGAGAUUCAAUAUUUUGUGGCAUAUUUUUCUCAAGUUGGCAAUUUUUACACCAAGCUAUGUUGAACUGGAAAGCUGUGGGAAUGGACCCUGUGCCCAGGUAUGAUAAUGAAGUUGGUCCUUUAUCUCCAAUAGCUGUUACUCUUGUUGCUGGAGUUUCUGGUUCAUUUGCUGCAGCCGCAUCUCAUGGUUUUGACACUACUAGAAGUCGAUCACAAUGCACUGUUCUGCCUAAGUAUGUAUCGAUGGAGAGGAAAUUUCUUAAGUGGAGUAAACCUGGGAAGAGAUUUGAGAGGCUAACUGGGAUCCACCCGGCUGAUAGAAACUUACUACUGAAUGGCAUAUGGUUGCGCGUGGCUCGUUGUGGACUUGCAUCAUCUGUCAUUGUAGGAAGUUACUUUUUCACUAUUAGUCACCUGGUCUCUAAUUGAAAGUUCCUGCAUUGGGAGGACAUUGGAUUUGCACUUUGUGGUCCAAUACACGAAUUUGGAUUGGAACGGGUCUAAAAUCCUUGGGCCUUUUAUCAAGACGAGCUACUGAUCUGCUCGAUUUGCUUAUGUUUGAUUUUUCUGUAAUAUGUUUUAUAAUUUACACUUUGGAACAACAAAGCAGCCACAGAGGUUUACUUCCUCGUCAAAUCCUAAUUCAGGUUCA